AUGGGUUUUCGCGGCAUUCCAUGGCAGCCAAUCAUACAUCGUUUAACAUAAAAUCAGAAUUGACAGAUCGAUCCGACAUCUUGGAUGAAAAUCGUGGUUUCAAGAACUUGACAAAACUGUAGACAUUUUGAUUAAAAAUGUCGACCGAUCUUUCUUUAAAAGAGAGGACUCACCUUUAUAAAAAUAAAGGAAAAGAUGCUGAGGAAAUGCGAAGAAGACGAACGGAAGUCACGGUGGAAUUGAGAAAGAGUAAACGGGAUGAAACUAUGCUGAAGAGGCGCAAUGUGCCACUAGCUGCUGACAGCACAGACAGCGAUGAGUGUGAGAAACCAACUGCGCAAUCAUUGGAAACUAUAGUACAGAACGCUCAAAGUACCGAGCCAGCUGUGCUGCUGUUAGCUGUUCAAGCUGCCAGGAAACUCCUCUCCAGUGAUAGAAACCCACCCAUAGAUGACUUGAUUGCCUCUGGUAUUCUUCCAAUCUUGGUGGAUUGUCUUUCGAAGGAGGAUGAUGACCCAACUCGUCCCUCUCUCCAGUUUGAAGCAGCCUGGGCCCUGACUAAUAUUGCCUCCGGUAAUUCUGCCCAGACUAGAGCUGUGGUGGAUGCAGGUGCGGUUCCACAUUUUCUGCGUUUACUGAACUCACCACAGCAGAAUGUACAAGAGCAAGCAGUAUGGGCCCUUGGCAAUAUCAUAGGUGAUGGCCCUCAGUGUAGAGAUUACGUCAUCAGUUUAGGGGCCGUCCAGCCCCUGCUGUCUUUCAUCAAUCCCACAAUCCCCCUGGCCUUCCUGCGUAACGUUGCCUGGGUGAUAGUGAACCUGUGCCGAAACAAGGAGCCCCCUCCGCCCGUGGAUACCAUCAAGGAGAUCCUGCCCGCACUUUGUGUGCUCAUCAACCAUACAGAUAUAAAUAUCCUUGUGGACACGGUGUGGGCCCUGUCCUAUCUCACAGACGGGGGUAAUGAGCAGAUACAGAUGGUGAUUGACUCCGGUAUCGUACCCUUCCUGGUGCCACUACUUAGCCACUCAGACGUUAAAGUGCAGACGGCUGCGUUGCGCGCCGUUGGUAACAUAGUGACAGGCACUGACGAUCAGACUCAGGUGGUCCUCAACUGUGACGCCCUCUCACACAUGCCUGCACUGCUGUAUCACACCAAGGAGAAGAUUAACAAGGAGGCGGUGUGGUUCCUGUCCAACAUCACCGCUGGCAACAUGACCCAGGUCCAGUAUGUGAUAGACGCAGGCCUCGUACCUCUCAUCAUCCACCAUCUAUCAAAGGGUGAUUUCCAGACCCAGAAAGAGGCUGCAUGGGCAAUAAGUAACCUGACCAUCAGUGGCAAGAAGGAACAGGUGCAGUACGUGGUUCAGCAGGGUGUGAUAGGCCCGUUCUGCAGCCUGCUCAAUGUCAAGGACACGCAGGUGGUGCAGGUUGUCCUGGACGGCCUCAACAACAUCCUCAAGAUGGCCGGGGACGAGUCCGAGAUCAUCUGUCAGGCCAUUGAGGAAUGCGGAGGUCUGGACAAGAUAGAACAGCUUCAGAACCAUGAGAAUGGAGACAUCUAUAAGCUGGCAUAUGAGAUCAUUGAUCACUAUUUCUCUGGAGAUUUGGAAGAUGAUCCGUCAUUAGUUCCCGAGGUGGGCACAGAUGGUUACCAGUUUGAUCCCUCAGCCGCUGUUCCCAAGGAAGGCUUUAACUUCUGACUAGAGACUGAACAUAUAGGAGAACAAAUUGAAAUAGUUUGUGCACCAGUCCAACCUUGUGAUAUUUUAGUGAACCAAUCAGAUUCUACAGCAUGCAAGGGAGAGAACUACGAGUGUGAUUUAGCAUCCAUGCAGGGAGGCAACUCCGACAGUGUUUCUGGCAACACUAGCACGGCAUCUGUGUACGGCUCGGAUCCAAAUCUGCAUUACCUUACCAGCGGAAGUGGUAGCUCUUCGGAUGUAAGGUCUAGCAAUCAAGAAUUUAGCGUGACCACUGAUGAGAACUACAACAUCGACACAGCCUUUGAUUUGGAAGAAAAUGAAAACAGGAACAUGCAUUCGUACUGGGGAGAGUAUGCAGAAAGUCAGACCUCGCAGUCAGUGUACGGGGAAAGUCGUACGAGAAAUGCCGAGGUUUCCAGUGACCCGGGUAUCACUGAGUCAGAUCACUCUUACAUACGAGGAAAUUGUUCGAAUGACACAGAUUUGAUGUCCUGGUAUUGCCUUGGUACUUGUUAAGUACAAUGUUAAGUGUUUAAAGACCAACAGAAAUGUUAAAUAACUGGUUCAGAUGUUUUGAAUUAAUUACCAAAUUGUGGGUGCUAAGUAGGAAGUUCUGUUUGUAGGAAAGAUAGCAAAACACUUGCUUUAAAAUGAAGCUUUUAUUUUGUUUUAUUCAUAAAAUUAUAGGCAAUAAAUUCCAUGUUCCCCAUCAAAAUUUCAUCUGUGUGCAAGACGAGAAACUAGUGUGUGAUUACCGAAUAGGUUGGGAGAAUCAGUUUAGGUUUGAGUGAAGAUCAGCUUGAUGGUGGUUUUCAUGCUAAGCCUCCUAGCCAGGGAGAGGGAGAACCGGAGAAUAAAAAAACUUACAUGGAUCUGAUUCUAAGGUUAACCAGGGUGUAGGUGCGAGAGGGUGGUAUGAAAUGAUGCGAGUCAGGAAGUCUUAACAAGUUUACAGCCUUCUUAGCGAUGCCAUAAUUCAAAGAAAAGAGCUAACGGGGAAGUUAUCCCCUCUUGUGUUUUUUGGUAAUGCUUAUAUAAACAUCAACUGGAGCUUGUGCUGAAAAUUCAUUACAUACUAUUUUCUUGUUAUUGUUGAACGAACACAGGUUUUAAGGUGGAUUUUAAAUCUGAAAGCCUUUUUACAUACUUGAACUUUAUCAGCUGUUUUAUAUGUAUAUAUAUAGGGUUCUAAAGGUUUGUAACAGACACUAAUUAAGGUCCGUUCAGCUAUGAAAGUUACCAAACUUGGUACAUUAGUUAGCACUGUUUGUGUUUUCAUAGGCAUUUCAUGUUUGCUUACUGUGAUAGAGACGAAAUGGAGUGUGGUAAAAUGAUAUAUAUACCUGUGCGCUGAUAAGUCCAACUAACAGGCCCUUAUGCUUUCAUUCCAAGUGGAAAACACUAAAUAUGCAUGGUAUUUUUGUUUGCAAUACAGGGCUCGAAUUUAACUUUUUUUCUACUUGCAAAACAUUGCGAGUAGCUUUAAUACCAACUCGCAAAAUCAAAAAUAUUCUCGCAAAUUUUGCUGGAAACAUAAUUUAAUUUCGUUUUUUUAUUCAACAGUUAACUUUGCUUUAUCUUUCAUAUUGUUAUUUCCAUCUGUGGGCAAAAAAAACUAGUUAUUUUUCGCUUCGACGCCAUGUCUGUUUAAGUUCAAUGAACACGUGUGAAUUAGUCGACUGUUUAACGUUCUUUGUACCAAUACCAUCCUGGGAUCUGUACUAUAAGUAUACUUGUCUAUAUACAAGGUGCGCGCUUCCGCAUACGGGUAUUAGGACGUUCUAUGACCUUUGGUUUAGCGUUCAGGACGUCGAACGCAUUUAGCAUUAUAAAUUUUUUUAUUUACUAUCUUUACUUGCAAAAAAUUACUAGUGGCUUAAAACUUAACUCGCAAUCGGUAUUUUUCACUCGCAUUUUGCGAGUGUUAAUUUCGAGCCCUGCAAUAUUUUAAAAACUUGUUCUCCCAAUUGAAGCAUUUUGUCAGUAAUAUGCAGCUAUUAUAGCAUAGUAAUUGCUAAAUAGAGUGCCAUUUGUAUUUAUUGUUUACUAUUACAAUAUUUGUUCCCGAACACAAUGCACAAGUUAUGAGUUAAAUACAUUCAUACUUGUUAAGUACUUUAUUGAUAAAACUCUUUAGUAAAGUCAUUCAGAUUAGUGUUGUAGAGCAUGACAAUUUCAAAACUAAACUAGUUACAUUAUACGGGCAUUUUUCUUGAUUUUGGGAAAGGGUCAGGCCUUCCAUUUUGAGGAAAAUGUGAUUGACAAAACUGAAAAAGGGGAAGAAAUUUCCAAAAGUAAAAUUGAAACUUGGGGAAAAUUGCAUCAAUUUAAAGCAAUUUUCUAAGGGAAGGGGCCUGUAUAAGGCCCUUGCUAAAGAAGGAAAAAAGCCCUGGUCUAAUCAAAAUAUGCUGUAUUGAUGUGUACACCGAUUCCAGAGCUUUGUAAGAGUGAGAUACCAAGUUAUACAACUAGUUCACAAUUUUCACGUUGAAUGGUAGACUCUGUUAAUAACCAAUAAAAUAGAUUUUACUUUGUGAACAUACGUUGGGUUGAUAUGACACGCUUGAGGUAAAUACUUGUAUGUUAUUUUUUUUAUAAAAAAAUAGUUUAAAUAAUUAGUAUGUAUGUUUCUAUGACAAAACAAAGUGUUUAUUUUAUGAGAUAAAAGUUAGCACAAAUAAAAGCAAGUAAAAAACAUGUUGAGAAUGGGAGCAGUUUGUGAGACAGGGUAUAAUAUGGUUUUAUUUAAAUAAACUGUUUGACCACAGUCGUAUUAAUAAAGGGUAUUCAUUAUUGAGUAUUAUAAGCCACAAAAACUAAAUCAAACUUAAUAGGGGUUGUAAUAGUUACAUUUGCAAUAUGGUGUUGCAAGAUGCUUUUAUUUGUUAACUGGGUGGUCUCACUAAAAUGCAAUUCAGCAAUUUUUUUUAUUUGGUUCUACAAUUAAAUACUAUAAAUAUUACUGGAGAUGUAUAUGUUUUGAAAUUUUAUUCUUCAAAGUUUCCUUCUAGUGAUCAGAUAGUUUUCUUCUAGUGAUCAGAUAGUUUCCUUCCAGUAACUCUAAUCAUUUCCAUUUUUCUGUAAUAACAGAAAUAUUUAAUGUGAAGCUGACACUGCUACUUAUUAGAAAAUGGAAAUUGAGCUUAACAUUGUGUUAUAUUUACACUUGCAGUCAUACAACCAUCAUAAAAGGAAAUUAUUAGUAAAUUUAAUUAUUUUGACAUAAAAUGUUUAUUUUUUGUACGCAUGCCAUUUAUGGGAAUAAUUCCAAACUGAAUCUACUUCUUUAAAAGUUGUUUACAUACAAAAUUUAGACAUACUUCUAAUUUAGACAUAUUGCUAUUGCUAUAUUUCUUAUGUAUGGAGUCUUUAUAACACUGUUACAUAAUUCUUUACGAGGGUCUGUUUCUAAUGUUUACCUUUUUAUCUAUUUGGUUAUCUGUUUUUUAAUGUACCUUAUAUAACUUUGUGUUUGGUACAUAUUCAAAUAAUUAAUCCACUCAUAGUGUUUACUCCUUAAUGUAUAUACUGUAAAUAGUUAACAUGUAAAUAGGUGUACAUAUGACAAUUUUAACGUGAUUGUAGUUUGUACGCUAUUAUGACUUUAACAUAAAAAAUGCUCUGUAACUAACGAUUUAAGAAAUCAGUUAUCAAAGUUGUAUGCAAGACUAUUUUAUCUGUGAUAGAAAAAUAAAGCAGAUAGGACAGUUUUGCAAGCAACCCUGGGAUUUAUGUCAUUAUUUAAUGGCCAUGUUUUUAUUUAUGAAAUUCACAAUUUUAGCUCAGUUUGCUAUGUGUUACCCCAGACUAGAAUGUAAUUCUAGUUGCUGUAUUGUUACAGGGCAUUUUAAAUGCAUUUUAUCCCAUUUGCACAGAACAAAUAUUGCAUGUAUCAAAUGCUAUAUCUAUAUUUUCUAUGCAUCAUUCUGUGUUAAGGACAUUGCUGUGUUUUUACUGGUUGCAUAUAAUUUGAUUGUGUAAUCCUAGAAAACAUGCAUUAUUUUUUUCUUUUGUGCAGAAUAUUUUCCUCCUAAUUGAGUAUUUUUCCAUAUUUAGACAUCCAGAUACUUAGAUAACAUAAUAAUAAUAAUAGUAUCGUUCAUUUUGGCUAAUAUAUUUACCUCAAAUUUCCAACUUCAUAUCACAAGAAUUUUGUGUCAUGUUUAUUGAAUUUAAUUUCUGGGCUUCAAUAUAUGUUUCACAUAUCCUACUUUGUUGUUAAGUGCAAAUGGGUGACCAAUAUUUACAUGCUUUCCCACUUUUGGAGCAGACAGAAAAAGUUUUUAGUAGUUUUAUUUUAAAGAGAAACAAUCUUACCUCAUGCAUUUUAACCAGGUAUUUCAAAUACCCGAACCAUUUAGUAGAUCAGUAAUCAUGGUUUUAUUUCGAAAGUUGGGAAGCAUUGGUUUUAGGAAUGUUGCUAACGAUGCCUUUUUUAACAUGAUUAAAAUUUUCAGGUUUUUGUUUCCAUCUGGAAAUGAUUACAUAUAAAAUCAGUGCAAUGUAAAAUUGUUAAGAUUUAAGCAUUUUAUGAAAAUUGCUGAAGUAACACAAAUGGUUUGUACAUUUACUCUGUUUUGUCUGAAUUGAUACUCAAAUUAAAAUAAAUGUAAAAGGACACCUAAGAAAAGAAAAGGAGUGAUUUUAUAAUAAAGGGGAAAAAAGAACCACAAAAUCAAUAUUGUUAUCUGUCAGUCAGAGAACAAGUUUGCUGCAUAAAGUAACCAAUUCAAGCAACUGGUUUCACAUCAUACAUUAUCUCGUGUCUGUAACAUCCUUGAAUGUUGGCUGUAAACUUGGUCAUCAAAAACAUUUGAAUGUGCAAACCACUUGUGUUACUUUGUUCAAAACUUGGGCUAGGUCCUGCCAGGAUAUAAUCUAAGUCUCCAAGACGGGUACUAUUGAAGUGUUAGAAAGGGCUUAGGAUUCUGUAUUUGUUGUUAUUUGUUGAUUGUCACGCUUACAGUGUAAUCUGUAUAUAAGACCUAAUUAAGUUUAAUUCUGUGUGCACACCGUUUAAUAUGGGUUAAUACCUAUUUAUUUGUUCUAAAAGUUGAAAGUAUCUUUGGUUUAUAAAUCAUUUAUGAACGAUGCUAAUAUUUUAUUCCGUUAAUUUGUGUCUAUGAACAUGUAGGCCCUCGGGUAAUUAACGUAUUUGUGAAAACAAUAUUUUGUAAUUAUUAGGUGUUUUAAUGCCUUAUUAAUGCAGUACAAGGAUAAUAAAGCAAAAAUACUUUUUUUAAUUGUUAAAAAAAAUUCCCAGCUAGAGUGAUUCUAGAUGCUUUUUUGUUGUGGUACAUCUAAAAAUUUAUGAUAAAUAAAAUUUGACGUGUGCUUACUGAUAAAUAUUAAACAAUACAACACAGGAAAAUGGGGCUUAAUGCAGGUGCAUUGAUUGUAGCAUUCAUAUGCACAUGUAAUAAUCCCCGUUUUUCCUGAGCGAAGCCCAAUUAGAGGCAAUGUUCAUAUGUUUACCUAAAUAAUUGGAGUUUUUAAGUUGAAAACCAGUAUGUAAGCAAUUAUAGUUUUUCAAGAAGACAAGUUUUUUAUUUUGAUAAUACUCGCAUUUGUUUUUCUACUGAUAAAACCUAUACCAGGUUCAAAUGAAACUUAUUUUCUUUAGAUUUGAUUGUAAAGUGUAUCAAUUUUAAUUGUUUAAAUAAUCACAUUAAUUUCUUUGCAACUCAAUAAAAUAAAUUGUAUUACCAAUGUAAAAGACUGCUACAAUAAAAAGAACAACAGAAAGUCGCUGUUUAUGCAAGCAGCUAGUUUCUGAAAAUCCUGAA
Messenger RNA from Dreissena polymorpha, 7489 nucleotides. RefSeq names its product importin subunit alpha-4-like. Gene Ontology annotation, cellular component: nucleus; cytoplasm; nucleoplasm. Bases 138 to 1700 code for a protein of 520 amino acids. The transcript is spliced from 14 exons. NCBI's taxonomy places the organism in Eukaryota, Metazoa, Mollusca, Bivalvia, Myida, Dreissenidae. Gene Ontology annotation, molecular function: protein binding; nuclear import signal receptor activity. Gene Ontology annotation, biological process: NLS-bearing protein import into nucleus. The record is from RefSeq and is a predicted model, not a curated record.